Molecule: messenger RNA, 1699 nt
Organism: Solenopsis invicta (red fire ant)
Lineage: Eukaryota; Metazoa; Arthropoda; Insecta; Hymenoptera; Formicidae
Gene: SerRS
Product: serine--tRNA ligase, cytoplasmic
Exons: 6
Coding region: 218-1699 (493 amino acids)
Biological process (GO): seryl-tRNA aminoacylation
Cellular component (GO): cytosol
Molecular function (GO): ATP binding; serine-tRNA ligase activity; tRNA binding
Source: RefSeq, a predicted model, not a curated record
CUGUAUUCGUGUUAUAUCUAUGAUUUUACUUCAUAACCUCUGACCUGAACGUUCCCAAACGUUCCGGGCAAAACUCUCUCGUGGCAGCCUGUGACAGCUAUUACCGUUGUUGACAAUCGUUGAUCAUUGCCACUCGAACAGCUGGUUAAAGUGUCACGUGUGUGCGGAUAUUUCUGCACGGGAUACAUCUUUCGGUGCCGAGUAUAAAAUCGGAACUAUGGUACUCGAUUUGGAUUUCUUCCGUAAAGAUAAGGGUUUCGACCCGGAGAAGAUCCGAGAUAACCAGAAGAAGCGUUUCAAGGAUGUGCAGCUGGUAGAUACUGUGAUCGAGAAGGACAAAUAUUGGCGACAAUUGCGUCAUCGUGCCGACAAUUUCAACAAGUUGAAGAACCUAUGCAGCAAGGAAAUCGGUGAAAAGAUGAAGAAGAAAGAGCCGCUCGGCGACGAUGACACCGUGCCCCAAGCGAUCACUGACGAUUUGGACAACUUGACCUCCGAGAGUCUGAAAAUGUUGACGGUGACGCAGAUUAAGAGAAUACGUACCCUCAUCGACGAAGCUAUACAGAAAAAUGAUGAGAAUUUAAAAGCCACUGAAUUAGAGAGGAAUAAUGCUCUCAGGGAGGUGGGGAAUCAUUUGCAUGAAUCUGUUCCUGUUAGCGAAGACGAAGAAGAAAAUAAAGUGGAAAGAACGUGGGGAGACUGCUCUUUUAAAAAAAAGUACUCUCAUGUUGAUCUGAUCCACAUGAUUGAUGGAAUGGAUGGAGAGCGUGGAACAGGAGUAUCCGGUGGACGAGGCUAUUUCCUUACUGGACCAGCGGUGCUGCUCCAACAAGCCUUAAUACAAUUAGCAUUGAGGAAAUUAUUUAAGAAAGGCUACAAGCCUCUUUAUACUCCCUUUACCAUGCGGAAAGAUGCUAUGCAAGAAGUGGCACAACUUUCUCAAUUUGAUGAGGAAUUGUACAAGGUGAUUGGUAAAGGUAGUGAACGUAACGAAGAUAAGGAGAUGGAAGAGAAAUACCUUAUUGCCACCUCCGAGCAACCAAUAGCAGCUUUUCAUAGAGGCGAAUGGCUAGCUGAAAACACUUUACCAAUAAAAUAUGCUGGAAUCUCUACUUGUUUUAGACAAGAAGUUGGCUCUCAUGGACGAGAUACUAGGGGUAUUUUUAGAGUGCAUCAGUUCGAAAAGGUAGAACAAUUCUGUCUUACCUCACCGCAUGACAACAAAUCCUGGGAGAUGAUGGAAGAAAUGAUUUCCAAUGCGGAAGAAUUUUAUCAAGCCUUAGAUAUUCCUUAUCGUAUAGUAAAUAUUGUAUCUGGUGCAUUGAAUCAUGCAGCUUCCAAAAAGUUGGAUUUGGAAGCCUGGUUUCCUGGCUCGGGUGCAUUUCGCGAACUCGUUUCGUGUAGCAAUUGUUUAGAUUAUCAAGCGAGAAGGCUGCUAGUCAGAUAUGGUCAAACAAAGAAAAUGAACACUACGACGGAUUACGUUCACAUGUUGAACGCGACAAUGUGCGCCGUGACGCGCGUAAUAUGCGCAAUUUUGGAAGUACAUCAAACAGAAACUGGCAUCAAAGUGCCAAAAAUUCUUGCGGAUUACAUGCCUUCCGAAUAUGAAAACGAGAUUCCAUUUGUGAAAGUUGCACCGAUUGACGAGAUUGAAACGAAGAAACAGAAAAAGCAAAAAGAAAACGUAUCUAAGUAG